UGGCUGCAGGAACAUCUCUCCAUUCAGCUUUCAUCGGCGCGUGUGGACGGGGCUCGCUCGGACCAGCGCUGUGUCCGAGAAAGGUCGAGGUGUGUGCGCGCUGGGUCCGGAUCUCCUCCUCCGCGGACUGCGUCCCCAAAUACACCGCCGGUGCAGCUUCAUCUCUGGGCACAUUUCCUUGGGGAAUAUAAAACGUCGUUUUUUUGUUUUGUUUUUGUGCCCGUUUCCCACCGCGCACGCUUCCGCUGGGUUGCAUCUGAGCCCCUUUUACCUCGUCAUUAAGACAACGGGCUUUUAUCCCAAGACCAUCUAUGAAUAGGGAAACUCUCCGAUGCAAAUGAAACGUCAAGGACAGCACCCUGUGAGCUUAUCUUCAAGAGGGCAGUGUAAAAUUGUCAACAGGCGGCUGUGCAUCUGUGGCCAUUUGAUCACUUGAGAGGAGCAAAACCGUUGGAGCCGGUCCAUCGUGAGCCCAUGAAAUUAGUCAUGCAGCCUGCUGACCCACAUUUGAGACUUCAGCUGAGGGAAAAGGCAACCAGGAAGUUAUAAAACAGAAACAUCCAUAGGAAGUGGGAAGUAAUUGAGGGUUGAAAUGUACGGUUUCUAAUUGUACGGACAGGGUCAGGCAGGCGGGCUAAUCUUCUGCGUCUUGCUGGCAUGGAGGAGAGGAGACACCAUUCCCCCAUAGCUCCUCACCGCCUCACCUCCUCCUCCACAUGUGAUUUGCCUUCAUACUAGUCCCUCUACUUUCACGAGUUCACAACGGGCUGGUCCAUCCGGAUGAAUGAGGACCUUUAAUGGAUCAGGCUUCUUGUCAUGCGUCCACGGCAAAGUGGCAUCACAGGCAACACGUACUGCAGCACGACAUGCGUGGACCCGAGGAGGUGGUGGGCAACUGGUCCGCGCUAGGUUUUUCCAAAAGAGUGUUCAGACGAGGUCAGCGCGGAUGGGAUUUCGCAGACUCCAGAAAGGGCCUGGCUGGGAACGGGAGUGAGUAUGGACAACCUUUCUGACUUCGGGGGUCCCUGUCCAUCCACCCGCAGGGAAUGGGACACCAACAGCGGCGUGGACGAUUUAAUGGAUGACGAUGAUAAAGACAGAGCAAAAAGGGCUUCUCGGAACAAAUCGGAAAAGAAAAGAAGAGACCAAUUCAAUGUGCUCAUCAAGGAGCUAUGCACCAUGCUGCAGGGUCAAGGCCAUCCGCGCAAGAUGGACAAGUCCACCAUACUGCAGAGAACUAUUGACUUCUUGCAGAAACAGAAAGACAUCACUGCGCAGAACGAAACGUGCGAUGUGAGGCAGGACUGGAAGCCCUCAUUCCUUAGUAAUGAGGAGUUCACUCAGCUAAUGCUGGAGGCCCUCGAUGGUUUCCUGGUGGCACUAACGACAGAUGGCAACAUCAUAUACGUAUCUGACAGCGUGUCUUCACUCAUUGGCCAUUUACCGUCAGAUAUGGUGGACCAAAAUAUCUUGAAUUUCCUUCCGGAGCGGGAACACGGGGAGGUGUAUAAGCGGCUAUCAUCCCACAUGCUGAUGACUGACCCCACUGCUGCUGACUUCCUUGACAGCGAGGCACAUAUUGAAUUUUGCUGUCAUCUGGCCAGAGGUAACAUUGACCCAAAGGAACCGCCUGUGUAUGAGUACGUCAAGUUUGUGGGAGAUUUCAAGUUUCAUAACAAUGUGCCUACAUCUUGUAACGGGCUGGAUUUGGCGUUACCAAGAAGCCUUCAGUCAUCUCUAGAGGAGCAGGUGUGCCUCAUUGCUACUGUACGAUUAGUCACGCCACAGUUUGUAAAGGAUUUGUGUAAUGUGGAAGAUCCCUGUGAUGAGUUCACAUCCAGACACAGCCUUGAAUGGAAGUUCCUGUUUUUAGAUCACAGAGCGUCACCGAUCAUUGGAUAUUUACCGUUCGAAGUUCUUGGAACUUCUGGCUAUGAUUACUAUCACGUGGAUGACUUGGAGCUUAUAGCUCAGUGUCAUAAGCAGCUAAUGCAAUUUGGAAAGGGUAAAUCCUGCUACUAUCGCUUCCUGACCAAAGGGCAGCAGUGGAUUUGGUUGCAGACUCACUAUUACAUCACUUACCACCAGUGGAACUCCAAGCCCGAGUUCAUCGUCUGCACUCACAGCGUUGUCAGUUAUGCUGAGGUGCGAGCUGAGAGGAGGAGAGCGUUUGGCUUGGAGGAGCCGUCUCCACCCGAGAUCGCUCCCUCGUCCGUGAAGGCUCAGGAGCUGUACUUGGACAUCUGCUCCACACUGGACCCUCCGCAGGAUAGAAACAGCGGCGCACGUUCGGUAUCGUCCCACAGCUCCCGGAAGUCCUCCCACACGGCCAUGUCGGACUCUGCAUCACCUAACUCCUACACAGAAGCCUGCACGCCAUCAUGGCAGUCUGCUUCCAUUGGGACAGAGAAGACCUCUGCCAGACUACAACCCAGCAGUUCAAAGAAUUUGGCACAAAGACAAAAUUCCUUUGACCUCGUUCCCCAACUGAGCCUCCCCCUUUCUCCCACCUGCAGCAAGCACUCCACAAUGCAGCAGCAACAACAACAGCAACAGCAACAACAACAGCAGCAGCAGCAGCCCAUGGAUGAGCUGCAGCAGCCCCAGCUCUGUGUAAUGAACCAGCUGAAGGAGCAGCUGGAGGAGAGGACGCGCAUUCUGCAAGCUGACAUUAAGACGCAGCAGCAGGAGCUGCACGACAUUAAGGAGAAGCUUCAACUUGCUAAUCUCCAGAUGUUGUUACAGCCGCCUAUCCAAAAUGACUUUGGCCAGGCCCAGCAGCAGCAGCAGCAGCAACCCUCCCAGCAGAACCAGGGAGGGUUGACCAGGCAGCACUCAGGCCACUCUAAACCAUCGUCCUGCGGGGCCCACAAUUCAUCCCCUCACUUAGUCCUGAGAGCGAACAGCUCACCCUCAACACAGCAGGUCCAGCAGAGGAUUGCACGGAGCGGGCCGGCUCAGUCGGUGAGCGUGCCCGUGCAGGCGAACACGAACGUCACGAUGCCGUUCUACAGCAACCCCAUGAUGUUCUCUCAGACCAACACCAGGUCUCUGCAGGAUGUGAACCAAAGACGCACAGACGGCGAGUUCAACCAAGAUGGACAACUACGCAUGCUCCUCAACCAGCCGAUGCAGGCGCUGGUUCCCGCUAACAGUGUCACCUCGCAGCCUUCCCAGUGCACCACGGGCAUCUCCCAAACCAUAUACACCUUGGAGCAGCAGAUCAUCGCCCCGUCAUUCUCCAUGCAACAGGUCAACUGCAACGCCGUCCUCGUCCCCUCCCCGGUCUUCACGUCCCCCAUAAUGAUCCCACACAACAGUUUCAUCGCAAACCAGUCCCCGGCGGCCUACCAGACUCAGCCUCAGGCCUCUCAGCACUCCCUGCAGCUCCAGCAGCCCCAGCAGUUCUUUCAGAUGGCUCAAGGACUUCUACACGGUGGAUCUACUCCAGCCUUCCUACACACCACUAACGUCCCACAGCAAAGCACUGUGGGAUACAUCCAGCAGCAGCAGCUGCCGCAGGCGCAGCAGCAACAAAGGCAAUACCAACAUUCCCAAAACCAGACUGGCAGUGUUACAGACUUCCGAAAUCUGCUGACUCGGUAGCGCGUCGGUACCGUGUUAGAGCGCCGAGAUCUCCCGCCGUGUCGUCGGCAGUGCGUUGUGGCAUUUGGAAGCGAAACCCGACGCCAAGUUCUACCCUGGAGAUGCCUGAAAGUGACCUCAGUCGCUGUCUGGCUGCCCGUUCAGAGGAAGCGGGUCCAGUACGCCACCGGAGGGAAAACCACAAGCAGAGGCUGCACUGACCGAACGUCAUCUGCGGGACCCGAGGAGAGUCUGAGGGGCUCGGCCUCCAUCAGUCGUCAAGCGGUGAAACUGCUGGAAGAAGUGGAUUAUCAAAGCUCUCAAUAAGACACCGCGGUCACGUGGAAGUGGUUCAUCUGAAAGUUUCCUUUUAGUGUUUGCACUUUUGUCCCGCCCCCUACAACAAGGUAGAAUAUUUACUUUUGCCCCUGAAUUAAUGUUCUACUUUCCUCCCUGAUAACACGCCUCCCCAGGGACAAUCACCCCCCCCCCCCUCCUGCUCCAGUAUAAACGGCUCAUCUCAACAAAGAUGAUUUUUGAUCAACUUCAAUGUUUAUUUCAGCGGACAGACAUCCAACGUCGCUCCCAUUCUGACCUCCAAACAAUCCUUUACGUGCAGCUACAUUCGCGGCACGUGGCUGGAGAGGGGCUUCAUUGUGGAACAGGCGGCGGCGAGGUGACCGAAAUGGAACGCGACUCUACACUGGGGGGGGGGGGGGGGGGAUAUGCUCCAACUGUUAGAAAGUUCUAUCUAGAUUUUUAAAGCCUCAAUCUGGGACUGCAGGAGGGAUGCCGCUACGACUGUCGCACCACUUUUCACUGACAAAGGACAGCAAAGCUCUGAGGUCCGGAUGAGCUGUGCAGCACGAGUCCUUAAAGCAGCUGCCAGAGGGGGAGGAAUGUGCCUUUCACCGCGGUGCGGUGCGCCCACGCUGCGGUUCGAUCGCUGUGCCCGAUUACGGCUUUAAAAAUCCAGCUCAGGUCUAUUUGGAAAACAAAGUUAUAUUUUCAUAGGUCAUCAUUUUGUUUUCCGCAUCAAAAUUAAACAAAUGACGUCUAGAUUUGUAACGGAUGAAUUACAAAUAUAUAUAUCGGAUGCUUUUUCGCAACCUUUCCAAACUCUUUUUGAACCCUUUAUAUAUUGAUGGUAGUUUAUAACUAUUUACAGAAACCCCAAAUCACUUCAUGUUUAUUUAUUUCGUACAGUAUAUAUUUGAAACAAUAUAUGGGAUUAAGAAACUAGUUUUGUACUCAAAGAUUUGAAUUGAUUUGUUCAACGGUCACAUCUUCGUGAGUUAAUAGUUUAUUAACACAACAGUGCUCAUCUUGGUCAUUUAAAUAUCCUGGAGGAAUGAUUUAGGAGAUAUUCUGACCGCUACCUGGAUAUCUGAACAGUAUUACCCUGUUUUAUUCUCCAUUCCUGUUUCCUUUCGUCAUUCUUUAUUUAUUUAUUUACCAUUCCACCAUCUGAGAAAUCAACGCUCUAAUCGUAACUAAAUGAGCUCAUUUACCAGAAUACAACACAUCACUUCCAGUGUAAUAUGGUCGUAAAAACUAAAAUAAUGCAAGUUUUUAUUCCCCCUGAAAAUACAGAGGCCUCUCAUGUAUUAUUGAUUGAAAUAUCGGAACAAAAACGGCUCAAUGUUGAGAGAUUCUCCUAUGAAGCUUCUUGUAACUGCAAAACGGUCAUUUUAAAUAUACACUUCAGUUCCAUUGCAGCGCUGCACUGAUGGUGAGGCUGGACCAACACGAGCAGCGCGCUCGCAUCUCUCAUCAGUUACAACCUGACGACAAAGUCUGACUUCAUUAUUCUCAUUUCAAAAUCAAUCUUGGAAAUUUGUACCUGGAUCCCACAACUCUGUUUAUCGUGACCCGGUGUGUGUCCUGAACGUCUCACUACAGAACUUGUGCUGAUGCUCAGCGGAACCGCUGGGUCCGGGUUCACCCCAUCAGGGCCGGUGCUGUUCAUCGUGGACGACAAGCACUCGACAUGUACGCGCAGCGUCGUUUCACACUUUGUGCAAUGUCAAUUUGAAAAAGAAUAAUGUUAAUUUAUAAUGUUUAAAAUGUUUCACGACUGAUGUACGAUGUGUGUAUAUAUAGAGGUGUAUAAUAAGCCAUUGUACCAUGUAAAUUAUAUGAAAGUAUUUUUUUAAUGAAAGUGUUCUAACAUUCCUCCAACUGUUUAUCGGCACUGUCCCUGUGUGUCCAGCGGUAAUGUGGUGCAGAGAAAUUAUUCAUGAAAAAAGAUUAAACGAAGACUGAAACCUUACGGCAAGUAAAAGGUCUCUAAAGGGGGAUUUUAUCUUCUUUUUUUUAAGUUAAAAGGGUUUUAGCGGUUUAGCGUUUAAGAAAAAGUGCAAUUGUUCAUCAUCAAGAUCCGUUUCAGACGGUUGAGGGACGUCUCAGUCAAGUGUAUUUUUAUUUCUAUACAGCCACGUGUGGAUUAGCGAGUGAAGUUCAGCUCAGCCAGCAACUCAGAGGUGCCAUAAACGACUACAUUUUUUUACUCUCCCUCUUUUCUCCAUUUAUGUUCAAUCACUGAAAUGCACCUAAAGAUAAUUUUGGGAAACUACCGUUUUCAACCUUUCAGUUGCAGUAACACUUCCCCUUGAGGUCGUUUCAUUUCAUCAGUCAGUUCAGUCCAGGUUUGUCUCCAGCGGUCACCGUACGGCUGCCUUGCACAGGAGGUCCCGGGAAAGACGGAUUAUUAAACUCAUGUUGAGAUGCUUCAUGCAUUCUGCUCCAGAUGUGGAGUAAGCCCGAAUUUGUUUUGCUGUGGACAAGUCACCCAGUGACCGCCACAUGUUUGGAGGCACGAUGGUUUUUCCAGCGUGGACUGCUUCAGACGUUAUUGUAAAUAAUCUCUGCUCUGCCGGAACCGUUCGUCUUGUAGUCCCUAACGGUAUUUGCCGCACUUUUUUUCUGUUUACUUUUUAAAUCCAAUUUCACAGUGCGUUCCUCCUUCAUGGGGCUUUUCGUUGUCAUUGUUUUUGACGGCAUGUGAUUUACAUUUAACUCGUCCUUUUCUGGUUUUGUAAAAUAGCGACUGAUACCUUAAAUGGAAGCGUGGAGUCCAAAUUCUGUUCGACAUUUGCCAGGACGCGAACAAAAAGAACCCGGCGCAGCUUCAGUGCAGAAACAAACAUUGAAUAUAUUGUAUCAUAGAAUGUAAAAAAAUAUUGAGACUAUAUAUAUAUAGUUUAUUUUAUAUGUCUAAGAUUAUGGAUGUGAAAUGAUUUUAAAAUUAAAGUAAUUUUGUAACAGAUAAUGAAGUGUCUUAUUAGGAGCUGAGGCUUCCCCCCCCCCCCCCCCCGUUUCAAGUUGGUGUUGCACAGUCACUUGUACGGCGUGUUUUCUUUCUGUAUUCAUCAACAAUAUCGUUAUUGUUUUAAAAGAAAUUAACAGAUUAAGUUUACAUUCUAAAAUAUUAUGAUAUACAUAGAAUUAUUUAUAAAUCAACGUGGAUAUUGUGAAAUAUUUGCAAAUAAAUAUUUUUAAACAUA
This is a messenger RNA of Pseudoliparis swirei, 7091 nucleotides long. RefSeq names its product neuronal PAS domain protein 2 (gene npas2). Gene Ontology annotation, cellular component: nucleus; cytoplasm; CLOCK-BMAL transcription complex. Bases 997 to 3606 code for a protein of 869 amino acids. NCBI's taxonomy places the organism in Eukaryota, Metazoa, Chordata, Actinopteri, Perciformes, Liparidae. Gene Ontology annotation, molecular function: RNA polymerase II cis-regulatory region sequence-specific DNA binding; DNA-binding transcription factor activity, RNA polymerase II-specific; protein dimerization activity. The transcript has 25 exons. Gene Ontology annotation, biological process: circadian regulation of gene expression; regulation of transcription by RNA polymerase II. The record is from RefSeq and is a predicted model, not a curated record.